Cynocephalus volans (Philippine flying lemur) is the source of this 3566-nucleotide messenger RNA. RefSeq names its product KIAA0040 ortholog. The transcript is spliced from 3 exons. The record is from RefSeq and is a predicted model, not a curated record. The coding region runs from base 285 to 578 and encodes 97 amino acids. NCBI's taxonomy places the organism in Eukaryota, Metazoa, Chordata, Mammalia, Dermoptera, Cynocephalidae.
AGGAAGUCGUGCCUGUGACAUCAGGGGCAGGACGCGGUGGGAGAAACCUCCAAUACGCGCGGCGCCGGCCGGCGGGGGCGGCAGAUUUCUCCCCAUUUUGGAGUUGAAGAAACUGAGACCCAAAGCAGCUGAGUGACUUUCCCAAGGACGCACACUGAGUGCUAUCUGUGACAUGCCCAAACCUGGAAGAGGAAUAAAUUACAAGUGGUCAAGGCAGCGUCUUCUUGAGCCCAGGACUUGCUAGUGAACUGAGUGGGCUCUUUGGCCCCAGUCCAGACAGCACCAUGGAGAGAAUUGGCUCCUUCUUCAGCUCUAUCUGGGACACCAUCUUGACCAAACAUGAAGAGGGCAUCUUCAACACCAUCUGCCUAGGCAUCCUCCUGGGGCUGCCUCUAUUGGUGCUCACCACUCUCCUCUUCAUCUGCUGCCAUUGCUGCUGGAGCCGGCUAAGCAAGAGCAGACAACAGCCAGAGCAAAACAAGAGGAAGAAGAAAAAGAAGAGGGAUGAGGAAGACCUGUGGAUCUCUGCUCAGCCCAAGCUGCUCCAGCUGGAGAAGAGGCCAUCGCUGCCUGUCUAGUAAGGCAGGAAGCAGAGGUGGCCCUGCUCUGGGGCUAAGCCUCCUUCCAACCACACACAGACUAAGAACAGGAAUGUCUGGAGUGACGCACUCCUGUCCAUGGAGUAACUACUCACAGGGAACAAACCUCAGACUAAGUGUCCCAGUGGAGGGCACUCCCAGGGGAGCAGGUGAACAAAUUCUUGGGCACUGUCUUGGCAGCUGUGUGUCCAGCAGCAAUGUUCUCUACUGCAGAGGCAUGCCUUAACCCUAUCUCGGGCACACCCCAUAUGCAAAAGCACAAAGAAUACUUAUCCAUACAUCUUGAUAUUGCUCCCCAGUGUGCAUGCACACACACACACACAGACACGUGCGUGUGCUCACAAACACAGAUUCUGGCAACAGGUACAUGGGCAAAUAUAUUCUGUCCAUCAGGUGGUCACUGGAUAUGUACUUUGUGCAAGGAAGUACAUUACCUACACUUAGAAAAAUGUCUCAUGGGAAGGCCUGGUCAUAUACACAAUUACAUAACCAGGCAAGGCCCUUGUGCACUGUCUAUUCCAUAUACUACUCAGGUUGAAGAUGUGUGCUUUUCUGUUUCUAUUUCUACAUAAUUUUUUACUAGAAAUACUCAGAAUUGGACAUUCCAGCAACCUGGUACAGUCCCCACCCCUGUGUAUGUUGAUACAGACACACCAAGUUUCUGUGUUUUGGGCCCCUCACCUGUGCCAAAAAAUUUAAAGUGUGAUGGAUCAAAUUCAUUCAUCCAAGCUCUUUCCUUGCAACUCUUGGCAAGGUCCUCAUUACCACCGAUAGGUGUUUAAUGUGGUCCAAGACCUCUCUUUGAGACACUACCCCCAGAACAACUCCAUUCUCCAAGCAAGAGCAAACGGCUCUUGGUAGUAUCUACUGGAAAGCUGUGGAAGCCCACUCAUUCACAUCAGUGGACUGCAAUCAAGUACCUGUGCAACGUGUGCCUCACAAGUAGAAAGGGAAAGGAGAUGCUACACCUGAGCUAGGUGUCUCCUGUGUGGCCAAAAGUUUUCAACAGGGAAGGAAUUAAGAUAAUCACUGGUACAGUCUCACAGAAGACACACUGGAAACAGUUUCAUAAGGUUGUAAUGGGUUUGUGGUAUGUUACAGGUGGGAUGCAGAAGUGACAGAGUUUAAAUGAAAGUAGAAUUAAGCUAUUAAGAAGUUUAUUUAUAUCUUGAAGCUCAGGCAAGUGCCCAGCACACAGUAGGUACUCAUAACUGUCUGUGGUUGCUGUUGGAUAUGUGAUAAUGUUAAGGGUAAACUCAUAAUACCUCGUCAGUUCCCCCCCCCCCCAAGUGACCUUCUUUUCUAAGUGAGCCCACUAAUUGCUGCAAUGGGUAAAAUUAGGAAUUGAAUUCUGCAGGAGAGUACACGCAGACCCAGGGUCGAGGUGACAUGCAUGCCCUGAAGUACAUGAGUAUGUAGACUAGAUCUGACGUGAGCUGAGGAGCACUUCUCCCCACCGGGCUGAGGUUGGGAGGCAGAGUUAAUCCACUUACCUGAUGAACUGGUUGGUAUUUUGAUUGUAUUGUGACCAUAUCACAAAGAUGGGCAAUCCUAACUGGGGAGCAGGUUGUGCUCUAAAAGUUGAUUUGCACAUAUGCUGGGGAGUUCUUGUGAAAUGUUUUCCCACAAAAGCUGUUCUAAGUAGUGGCGAAAUCACUGUCUAAUAAAUAAUGUAGCUAAACUAUGAUGUUCGUAGGAGCAAAAAACGAAAUUUCAUAAGACUUAUUAAUGGAAAGAUGUACUCUUUGCUCACUUGGGCUUCCUGGUACUCACCUGCCCUCCAGGUGCACUCCAGGCCUGCAGAGGGCGAGUGUCUAGUGGUCACUCUUGGCACCAGGGUCUUCUAACAGGUGACCUUAUGAAUCAUAAUUCAGACCUGCAUAUAUUUUAGAGCCAAUCUUGUUCAUUCUCUCACCCUACGUGGCUGUAAAUCCCCUGGGCACUUAGACACCCCAUAUAUAAACCCCUUUGACCAGAGAAAGAAGCACUCUGAUUCUCUGCCCCUGGUCAGAUGGAGAGUUUUGUCAUGGAGCCUCUGGCUGUCCCCUUCACAUUACAGGGCAACUGGUCAUCUCCCUACACCACAUGCACAUGCCUCCCCGUGCCUAAUACUGACCACCAGAACCAGUUACCCUUCCUGUUGCUAACUCUCAGUCCCCCUAAAAUGGACGUCUUGGGGGAGACGUGGAGGCUGACAGCUGAGACAGGGCAUCAGUUGUGAUCUAGGAGAGUGGAUCACUGGGAUCAGGAACCAUAAGAGUUGCAUGGUUUCCAUGGCAACUGUUGCUAGUUUGAAUUAAGACAGCAGACAGUUGUCACUGCCAUGACAAGGCCUCUGUCUCCAGGCACAGCAUCCCUGAUGUCUCCUAAUCGAAUGGACUCGCUCUGGCCCCAGGCAUGAAACACCCAGUAACUCAUUCCUCAUCUGCAACCAUAGCUGAGGACCCAGAAGACCCAGUCCCUGAAAGCGGCUUAUCUUUUUCCCACCCCGGCCUCCCCUGGCAACCUUCACUGGGGUACCUAGAGUAGUGCUGGCGCAUAAGAGACCCUCAGAUUUUUGUUGAAUAAAUGGACGAUUGAAAGGAGCCUAACACGACUGUUGGUGUUCACUCUCUUUUCUUUCUGCUUUAUUCUCGCCUUUCUCUCCCAUGUUUUAUGCUUCUCUUAUCCCUUCUUCUCCCUGUACCAUCCUGCUUCCAUCUCUUUAGUCCUCUCCAUUUUACUCCUUUCCAGCCUCUGUCCCAGAACUGCCACUGGCAACCAGGGUGACCUCAGGACCAGAACCUACUUGGCUCGUAUGGGGAGGUUAAGUUAAUGGGGGACCAAAAAAGAUUCCUAAGGAAGAGACUUCUUAAACCAGCACAGGCUCAGAGAGAAGAUCCCCCAGGCCUGGGCUUCUGAACAGCUUCAGCCGUACUCAGCCACAGUGAGUCUGACUCAGGCAGUCGGAGGAGGUCUUUGCCCCCU